GAAAUAGUGUCGCCAUUGUGGUGUGUUUGUUCGCAGACAUUGUUGCAGCAGCUCUCAGUGUGUCGAUUACAUCGCCGAAGUCAUAACUCGGAGCGUGUGCGCGGUGACGAUGGCCUCUCUGUCCGCAUCCUCGGUGCUUCUGAAGAUGGAUUCCAAGCUGACGCUGAGCUCUUCCAUGAGUGGGACCAAGCUGGCGCACGCGAACGCCCCAAUUGUGGCACCUGCUGCCUCCGGGCCAUUGAGAGUCGAGGCCAUGAAGAAGAUUCAGGGGAGAGUGGUGUGCGCCUCGAAUGACAAGACCAUCGCCGUGGAGGUGACCCGAAUUGCGCCUCACCCCAAGUACUUGAAGCGUAUCAAAUCGGCAAAGAAGUACCACGCUCACGACCCCGAGAAUGAAUGCAAUGUCGGCGAUAUCGUUACUCUUGUCAAGUGCAAACCUAUUAGCAAGAGCAAGACCUUCGUUGUUGUGGAGCGUAAGGUUGGUCAACGGGCGGGCGAGAAGGUUAGGGCUCUCUCAUUGGAGCCCGAGAUUGCUGCUUAAUGUGGGGUUUUCGAGGGUUUAGCUUUUGGUUUCUAGUGGGUAGGAAAUGUCUGGUUAGACACCAAGGGCGCGAGGAGGGAUAGACUGGUUGUCCUGCAGCCGUUAAAAUCUUAGACCAGGGAAUUCUUCAGUAUUGUAAUCGACUGAUAUCCCGGCGUCCUAUUUGAGUGGAAUCCACAGCAUGUUAGACAAUUUCUUUCACUUGUAUGUGCCCCUUCAUUCGUAGAAAAUGCAAUGCCCAACAGGCGUGUUAUGCACCUCA
Physcomitrium patens is the source of this 803-nucleotide messenger RNA. RefSeq lists its product as uncharacterized. NCBI's taxonomy places the organism in Eukaryota, Viridiplantae, Streptophyta, Bryopsida, Funariales, Funariaceae. The record is from RefSeq and is a predicted model, not a curated record. Gene Ontology annotation, biological process: translation. Gene Ontology annotation, cellular component: ribosome. Gene Ontology annotation, molecular function: structural constituent of ribosome.